This is a messenger RNA of Laccaria bicolor S238N-H82, 3381 nucleotides long. RefSeq lists its product as uncharacterized. Lineage: Eukaryota; Fungi; Basidiomycota; Agaricomycetes; Agaricales; Hydnangiaceae. Bases 1 to 3381 code for a protein of 1126 amino acids. Gene Ontology annotation, molecular function: cysteine-type deubiquitinase activity; cysteine-type endopeptidase activity. Gene Ontology annotation, cellular component: cytosol; nucleus. The transcript has 4 exons. Gene Ontology annotation, biological process: protein deubiquitination. The record is from RefSeq and is a predicted model, not a curated record.
AUGGCAAAGUCAAAGCCACUAACCGCACAAGAACUAUACAGACAGAGAAGACAACGCGAAGAAGAAGAAAAGCUCGCAUAUCUACCCCCUGGGUUGAUCAAUCAUGGGAAUACGUGCUUUAUGAACUCUGUGCUUCAAGGCUUGAUUGCUACACACCUCCUGAACGAUCUGGUUCACUUUACGCCCAUCCCACCAUCGGUUCAACGAUUCUCUUCGACCCCUCUAGCCUCACGACGAUCCCCGCAGCUCACGAAUGGGCAUCAUCUGAGCGAGGAAUGGGAUAAGCCCUGGGUGAACAGCAUGCCGAUCGGAGAUAUGUUUUUGAGUCUGAUGUACAAGUCAUGGGAAGCACAGGCGCGCAGACAGAGGGAGGUUCUCAGCCCAAGAUCGGUGCUCGGAACUCUUGGGCAGAAAUACGAUCAAUACCUAGACUUUGCACAACAAGACGCGCACGAGUUUCUCAGGAUAAUACUAGACGCGAUGCGAAUGGAAGAACAAGACAUCAUCAAAAAGCGUCAACCGCCUCCCAAAAAACGACGUCGAACAACGCUAACCCCCGCCGACUCAAAUGCGCCACUCUCUCCGCCACCCCCGCCUUCACCCAUACUAAACGAAGAAGACAAACUCAUCUCAUUCGUCGACAUGAUUUUCGGGGGUCAACUGACGAGUAUACUCGUCUGCCAGAAAUGUAAACAUAUUUCACAGACCUACGAAGAUUUCAACGACAUCAGUUUGAGCAUCAAACCGGAGGAUUACGCCCAUCGAAAACGAGAUAGGUUAAAGAACUUUGCAAAGCGCCUUACGACAUUUCCUUCGUCAAGUGGUUCCACCGCGAAACCCCUUUCCACGGUCCAGCGCCCCUCUUCUGUCCCCCCAACUUCAACUUUCCGCGUACAGACGGAGGUGCUGAGCGUAGAGACGCACGAUGAUGCUACGCGGAGACGCAGUCUGGAUUUACCAACGGAGAAAGGAGAAGAUGCGGAGACGCCGUCUCCUGUGACGUCGAAAGAGGAGGAGGUUGAUAGUGAUAACUCGCACGUCCUGGUGAACGCUACUGGUCCGGAGGAUAAACAUGUUGAGUUUGUGGAUGUGGGGCGGGGGAAGAAGGACAAGGAGAAGGAAAAGAAGGAGGAGAAAAAGGAGGAAAAGAAGGAGGAGAAAAAGGAGGAAAAGAAGGAGAAGGAGAAGAAGGGGGACGAUGGGUGGGCGAAGUUGGGGAGGAGGAUCAGCCUCACGGUUGGUCUGGGGAAACCUCGGGAUAGGAAGAGUCGAUCGAUGGAACGGAUGGGGACAUUGGAGGAUGAGGCGGUUACUAACCCGACGAAGAGCACCCCCAGCUGGCCAUCAACGUCUGCCCUCACUUCCUUGACUUCCACUUCCAAGACUGAGCCUUCGCCACCUGAAAUUCAGGUCUCACCGCCCUCUGCUAAACCCUCGUCCUCGACAACAACAUCCAAUACAAACCCCACAACAACUGCCCCCCGCUUUCCCAACGUCCAACGAAGCAAGUCGCCCAAACCACCUAAACCAACCGCAGCAGAGACAGAGUAUCUCCGCAAAAUUCUCGCGGACGUUGGGGCAAACCCACCAAACCCAUUCAACGCCCUAUUCAAACCUAUCCCGCACCCUCAUCUGCACCAUCACCACCACCACCAUCACGCAGGGCCAAGUAUUGGUACGGGCGCUGGUGGUGGCCGAUCAGCAUCCAUCGGAGGAGGAGGAGGAAGAUCAAUAUCGACAGGCGCACCAGGUGGUUCUGCACAGGGUGUAUGGCUGGGGAUGAGCCAGUUUAGUGGGAUCGAGGAUUGUUUGAGGAUGUUCACGGCUGUGGAGGUGAUGGAUGGGGAGAAUAUGGUUGGGUGUCGGAGGUGUUGGAAAAUUGCGAAUGGGGUGGAUGUGAAGGGGAAUGGGUUGAGGGAUGGGGAGGAGGAGGAGGAGUCGGGUGAUGAGGGGGGUGGGAGUGGGCAGGUUGAGAAGGAGGUGGUGCAGCAGCAGCAGGUGGAGGAAAAGAAGGUGGAGGUGCCGGAAGAUCCGACGACGGUGCAGCAGAAACGUACUUUCAAACACGCUCUUCCCCCGCUGUCCCCUCCACCUGUACACAUACCAACAUCCAUGUCCACGCCCACGAUGAUGUUCUACAAACAUCUGAACACGAGUGCGGUAGAAAGCCAGCGUUCUAUAUCAUCCCUUCCUAUCACGACGGAUGACGUUGCGUCUUCGACAGAUGAUGCCAUGACUUCGACGCCUGAUACCACAGACGUCGGUUCUUCGGCUGCUACGAGCGUAGAGUAUCUCGAGUUGAAGAGCGAGGAGUCACUUGGACCGGGUGGGAUGCCGAUUCCUUUAAUUCAGACGACUGCGCCGCUCGAUGGGACGACAGGAUUAAUAUCGCCUCCAGACGCACUCACCCGCUCCUCAUCGGCGUCCUCUGCCUAUUCUACCGGAACAUUGCCCACCAGCAACGGCCCGCUGAGCAACGUCAAUGGUAUCGUCGUCGCUCCUAGCCCACGGAUCGGUUCAAUAUAUCAGAAUCAGACUAUUGCCAGCUCAGGGUCGUUACCUAUCCCACCAAUGCAGAGGCAUAACAAUAGGCGCAAGGACACGUUCAACAAUGCCACUGACGAAGAUGAUAGUUCAGGGAGUGGAGAUGAGAGUGAGGGUUCCGUGUCCGGCGACUCGUUCAUCUCACCUGGCUCGACGCCACCUGAAGCAAUGGGAUCACGCCAACAGCUGACUUCGUCCACCAGUUCGAAUAUAUCGCCUUCCCCGCCUACCACAACCCAACCCGCACCCACAACAACGACAACCAAGAAACUCCCUCGGCCGCCUAAACCAGUGAUAAUGCGACCAGCAUACAAACGCUACCUCAUCGCAACGCCUCCACCCGUGCUCGUCGUCCACCUGAAGCGGUUCCAGCAAAUCGCAAAGACGCAUUUGAUCUCGUUUUCACAUGGGUUUAAGAAGUUGGACGAUUACGUGACGUUCCCUGAGUACCUUGACUUGGCGCCUUUUUUGGCGCCGAGGAAGGAGGAUUAUGGGUUGGGGAAGAGGAGGAAGGAUAGAAUUGAUGGGAAGAGGGGGAAGGGGGAGGAGAGAUGUAUGUAUCGGUUGUAUGCUGUCGUGGUGCACAUUGGGAAUAUGCUUGGAGGCCAUUACGUUUCGUACACUGCGCUCCCUUCUCAAUCGCCGGGAGCGGAUUCACCAAGACGGACCGAGUCUAAUACUAUGGAGAACAGUGCGACUUCGAAAUCUGCACAAAGCAAGCCGGGCCACGAACGGGAAAGGCAGUGGGCGUAUAUUAGUGAUACGACGGUGAGGUUGACGACGUUGGAGGAGGUGUUGCAUGCCAAGGCGUAUAUCUGCAUGUAUGAGCGGGUUUGA